Synchiropus splendidus (mandarinfish) is the source of this 5032-nucleotide messenger RNA. It is a transcript of the gene usp36, whose product is annotated as ubiquitin specific peptidase 36. The record is from RefSeq and is a predicted model, not a curated record. Gene Ontology annotation, biological process: protein deubiquitination; regulation of apoptotic process. The transcript has 20 exons. NCBI's taxonomy places the organism in Eukaryota, Metazoa, Chordata, Actinopteri, Syngnathiformes, Callionymidae. Gene Ontology annotation, cellular component: nucleus; cytosol. Gene Ontology annotation, molecular function: cysteine-type deubiquitinase activity; cysteine-type endopeptidase activity. Bases 245 to 3712 code for a protein of 1155 amino acids.
UACCUCGAUUGUCAUGGGGUUCUUUUGAGCGUUAAGGUUCGCCGUGGUGCUGGGGAGUGUUAGCCAUUUGGUCGGUGGAAUGCUAACCCACAUUGCAGUAGACUUCGCCACGUUAAGUUAGCAUCGGCUAACAUGCUACAGCUGAUACCAUGCCUGGCAAACCAGCGGGUGCCUUUGCUAUCAACAAUAUCUAAACACCAAUUUCAAUUUUAAUUCAACUCCAUUGUUGAGACGGUCGUGGACAAUGUGUAUAUACGCUCGGCAUCUCGUAUUAACCCAUUAUAGCAUCUGGACAACGAUGUCUACCUCAGGUGAAUACUGGCUUGAUGUUUCAACAAUGCCUAUAGUGGAUAAACUCAAGGAGGCGCUGAAGCCUGGACGUAAAGAGACGAGUGAUGAAGGCGACCUCAACAAGCUCCUGGCCUCUUCUGCUAAGAAAGUUCUCCUGCAGAAGAUCGAGUUUGAACCCGCGAGCAAGGGUUUCUCGUAUCAACUGGACAGCCUGAAGAACAAGUAUGUGAUCCUGAAUCCUAGGAACGAGGGUGCUACAGGACAGAAGGGCUCUGAAUCUGUUCAAAUCAAGCGGCAAGUUUCAGAGAAUAACAUCGUGGGCCAGAGCGAUGGGAUCCCUGCCCCUCAGAAAAUGCUGUUCCCUGCGAACAAGCUGACUCUAAAAUGGGAGCGGGUGUACAGGGUGGGAGCUGGCCUCCAUAACUUGGGAAACACCUGCUUCCUCAACUCCACAGUGCAGUGUCUCACCUACACUCCGCCACUUGCCAACUACUUGCUCUCAAAGGAGCACAGCCGAGCCUGUCACCAGUCAGGGUUUUGCAUGAUUUGUGUAAUGCAAAACCAUAUCAUCCAAGCGUUCGCCAACACAGGGAACGCCAUCAAGCCUGUCUCGUUCAUCAGAGACCUGAAAAAAAUUGCCAGGCAUUUUCGCUUCGGUAGCCAAGAAGAUGCCCAUGAGUUUUUGCGCUACACCAUUGAUGCCAUGCAGAAAGCCUGCCUUAAUGGCUACCCUAAGCUGGACAGACAGACCCAGGCAACAACGCUGGUCCACCAGAUCUUUGGAGGUUACCUCAGGUCAAGAGUGAAAUGCUCAAUCUGUAAGAGUGUGUCGGACACCUAUGAUCCGUAUCUGGACAUCGCCGUGGAGAUCAGACAAGCUGUAAACAUUGUACGAGCCUUGGAGCUGUUUGUUAAACCAGAUGUUUUAAGCGGCGAGAACGCCUACAUGUGUGCCAAGUGUAAAAAGAAAGUGCCUGCAACCAAGCGCUUCACAGUCCAUCGAACAUCUAAUGUGCUGACCCUCUCACUGAAGCGUUUCGCCAACUUCAGCGGAGGAAAGAUAACAAAGGAUGUCGGCUACCCCGAAUUCCUGAACAUCCGUCCGUACAUGUCUCAGAGCUCAGGUGAUCCGGUAAUGUACGGCCUCUACGCGGUGCUGGUGCACUCCGGCUACAGCUGUCAUGCUGGCCACUACUACUGCUAUGUCAAGGCAAGCAAUGGGCAGUGGUACCAAAUGAAUGAUUCCAUGGUUCACUCUAGCAACAUCAAAGUUGUUCUGAACCAGCAGGCUUAUGUGCUUUUCUACCUAAGGAUUCCUGAGCCCAAGAAGAAUGCUGAUGGACAAAUCACAAAGCAAGCAAUGAUGCAUGCUGGGAAAAAUGGCGUUUCAUCUGAGCAAAUCAAGCGGACCAACCUCAACGGUCCUCUGUCCUCACCGCAGGUGACAAAGAAGCUCGAGCCUGCGCAGCUCCGUAAAAUCCAGUCGAUGGACGGAGGUCUGGGUCUGCCCGUGUCCAGGAAUGGUGUUAACACACAGCCGCAGCCCAGACUCUCAAACUGGGCGUCGUCCUCCAGUGGGCCGCCCAAGUUGCCCAGCGGGCCCACGGUCAUCGACGAGCCUUUCAAGAAAGUGAAGAAACCCGCCCCUCCAAGCCAAGCCCAGUCUCGCAGCGGCACCCCGACGCCGUCCAACAAUGGGGUUAGCCGGACUGACGGAGAUAAGAAGCAAGUUUGCGAGAGCAAAGGCAUGGCAGCGUCUACCUCAAUCAAGUCUUUGUCCGACUCGUCGUCCGCUGACACCACCGAGUCAAAGGACGUCAACGGCCCAAAAAGCGCCCCUGUCGGCGAGUCGCCGUCCACCCCUCGCAAAAGCUCCAUCUGUCCUGCGUCCCCAGCCAAGAGUUUGGAGCGUUCCCAGAGCGCUGAGGAGCAGAAGGGUGUGAAAAUGAAGCCCCCGGCCCUCAGCAACCUCACGUCCGAAGCCACCAGCACCAUGUCACCUCCGCCGGCGAAGAAACUGGCACUCUCAGCCAAGAAGGGUCACAGUCGGACUCCGAACAACACUGAUUUACCCACUUUGCCAAAACACCAGUCCAGUGAUCCCACUCAUCAAAACCCUCUUAAUUCUCUCACACAUGCCUGUAGUGAUACUAAGAGACCCGAUCCAUUCCAUUCUACAAAACUCAAGUCAUCGCCUUUCACCACCUUCCAGCAGCUGAAUCAUCAGAAACUGUCCACUGUGUCGAAACCAAAAGUUAGUCUCACUCACAAAAUGAAAGGGCUUCACAGUCCCGAAUCAAAGAGCCCAGUGUCCUCCAAUAACUCCCAAAAACGAGAAGCCGACACGCCAGAUUCUUCUGCCGUGCGCAAGAAGAAGAAAAAGAAACGUCGACAUUCUGAAGUGGAAGGGGAUACUUUUAAGACCAACGCGGCGUCUCAGCCUGACACUGUCGAUCCUGCCAGUGAAAAGAGGAAGAAGAAGAAGAGGAGAAAGAGGAAGAUUGAGAGCUCAGAGGCAGCGGCGGCGAGCGAGUGUGUCCCUUCUCACAUCGAUGCACAGGACCAGGAGGAGAGCUGGUGUCAGGCCGGGAUGUGGAGUUUGGCAUCGGAUGCGGAAACAAAAAAUUCCAAGCAAAAUAAUAUAGAUGAUUCCAAACCGUUGGAGUCGAGUCAAACAGCAGAUAGAAGAGAAGAGGAGAACUCUAAGAAGAAGAGGAAAAAGAAGAAAAAGAUGUGUUUGGAGGUCAGACUGGAGACGUCAGUGUCACAGAGCGGUAAGUUGGAUUCAAAGCGAGACCCUCAGGACAAUACUGAAGAGUCAGUGACUUUGAAGAGGAAAUUAAAAAACAAGAAAAAUAAGUUAAAGGACAAGGUGAAGUUCAGGGAAACAGGCAAACCUGGAGCAGAUGAUGAGAGCAACCUGUCUGACGGAGCAGAGCCCUCUUCCAAAGUCAUCUCCUCAGAGAGGGUCAACAACUCCAAAGAAAGUAAAGCCCCAGUUGUUGUCUGGGACAGUCAAGUGAAGGACGGAUACAAGCGAUGCCAGGCGCCAGCUGCCGAUGACGGUGACGGCGCCCCAAAAGCUGCUGCUCCAGUGGCCUGGGAUGGGAAAAAGACUCUCGAUGUGGUGCAGGAACUGCUCCAGAAUUCCACAGACAAGGCCUACGGAGCUAAUGUGCUCACUUGGGACGGAGACGUGUCCACUAUCAGCAGAGAUGCUAUAGAAGAUGUGCACCGUGCCAAGAGAGAUACAGUGAUCGACGAGUGGGAUGAAGAGUUUGACAGAGGAAAGGUAAAGAAAAUCAAAAACUACAAGAAAGAGAAGAGAAACUGCAGCAGCAUCUUCCAGAUGAUCCAGGACAGGCGGAGCAAGUGGUUGGUGAGGCCCGGAGCAAAGAAAGUUUUUGGAAUUCGUCGCUGAGCCUGUGUGACGCUCAGGAAUAUCUGGUGUAGAAUCCAAAAUAAUAAUAAUAAUAAUGUGCUCACCAUCAAUUGAAAGUGAUACAGUCCUUCCAUCUCCCAGCCACUGAGCUCCCCGGUGGGCUCCUUAAAUCAUUUUCUUCAAGCUUCUAUAAACUUUUAAAAGUCAGUAAACAUCCAGUCUAACUUUGAAUUAGUCAUGAGGUGAUUAUCAACUCCCAUAGAACAUAUUACACCUUGAUUUAAAACACCUUUUAGUUGGCUUUAUUCUUUACUUUUAUCCCCUCAAGUAUGUUUUUUUUCUGUAUCUGUGCCAAUGAAUUUUUAGGACCAGAUUUGCCUCAUACUUGGGUGCAAAAUUAAAGUCUAAAAAGACAAGUAGUUUCUUACGUGUGCAUGUCUUCGAUUCUUUUUUUGUGUGUUUUAUGAUGAAGUUUUAUAUACCUUUAUGUUAUUUUUAAUUGAGAUUCAGUUCUGAUAUAUUUUGCGGGUAUAUUCUUGCUUUGUGUUAACAAUCCACUUUUGGCACAUUACACCAAACUGUUGUCUUCUGACGGUGCAAUAGUCAUUUGCACGUUUGUCGUUGCUGGAUGAGAGCAGCGAUUAUUUGUGUGUGUUGAUAUUGUUCAUCAUCUGGUUUCCCUGUUUUCUUAUACUUCUAUGCAAUAUUCUGGUUGUCACCUCCAAACUGGGCCAAGACUCAGGAACCAAAACGUUGUUUAUCACCUGAACCCUUUCAUGGUGUUCAUCCAAGCCUUGCCAUGGACCACUAUCUCAUCUUGUCCAUCCUGUAGAAACACUUUUUAUAGCAGUAUUUCAGGUGUCCAGGCACGAAUGAGUAGCAAAAGACAUUUUUCCAGUUUAGAUGACUGUACAGUUCAUCUUGUGCUACCUGUGCUUACCUCGCUGUAAAGACUCGGCCAGCACAUUUCCAUCCUAGACAUGUUGCCUUGAAUCGGCUUUAAAAGAGUAGGAUUUAAUGUUAUAAAUAUCGCGGUUUAAGGACUUGCUACUUGGAUGAGUCGGUGGAUGUUAACUUGAAUAUUUCUCUGCAGAUGUUUAUGUAAAAGAGCAUUGUGUGUUUUCAUGUGAAACGUUGUCAUGGUCACCGUAGUGUGUAGAGGGGAGGACGCCCCGGUUUCUGAGGACACUAGGCCGGACGUGACUCUCCACAUGACCCGCGGAACCAGUAUGGAUGGAUGAUUCACAUGUUCACUUCGCCUUUUCUGAUCUGGUUGGAGGACUUUCAUAAUGAAAGUCUCUCCGGCCACACUAUUGUUUAAUUUAAAGGUGCAAUAAAGUUGUGGGGUUGUUCUGUUUA